AUGCAAUAAAGCAAAUUCAGAACAGUUUCACCAAUGCAAUGCUAAUAUAUUUCAACUCCUUCCAAUUGUUCUGUUGGUGGGGCAUUAAAAAGAAGUAAGAACUUAAAAACUCAAUCACCUUAUUCUUCAUAAAACAAGGAAAGUAUUAACAAUCAACCUUAAGGAGAGAAUGAUAAAAACAAAAAUAGAUGUAAGGAGAUAGGAAUUGAAGUAGCAAAGUUUUUAUAAUAAAUCAAUAAAAAUGAAAGCAAUUUUCCUUCUAUGUAUUCUUCUAUAGUAGGGAUUGAUAAUAAAAAUCAUGAAGAUAGUUAAGCAGAUUAAUAAUAUAAGUUAUUAUAAUAAAAUCAAUCUAUGCAUAAAUAAAGUGAAAUAUAACAAUAAGAGAUUGAACAAUGGAAAUAAAAAUAUGAAUAAGCUGCUAUGUAAUUAAAUGAAAUGAGAAACAAGUAUGAUGAGGAUAUUAAAAUAUUAAGCUAAGAAAUUCAAGCAGUUAAUGAACGAAUUACGUCAUGUGAGUAACAAAGAAACUAUAGUUUUUUUGAAUAGAAACCAACAGGUGAUAAUUUAACUAAUAUGAGUAUGUAGACCUUCUAAAGAUCAUUAAAUGAGAAUGAUAACUAGAUUGAAUAAAAUAAACUGUUAGAUGAAAUCUCAGAAAAGAAUUCAAUUAUUAAAAGUUUAACUUUUACUAUAGAGAAAUAAAAAAUGGAGAUAUCUGAAGCAUAAUUGAGAUAUAAUGGAGAAAUAGAAUAACUAAAAAAUAAGAUAAGUUAGAUAUAGGUUGAACAUUAGAAUUAAAUUUAUUAAUAGAAAAUGAAAAUGGAGUUUUAUCAAGAUUCAUAAGUUUAGAAUAUGAAAAUUGCUUAUAAUAAUUAGAUUGAAAUACUAAAAGAAGAAAUUAAUCAAUUAAAAUGUUUGAUUGACAUAAAGAAUUAGGAAAUACAAACUAUAAAUAACUAAAAUUAAAGAUUAAAAUAUUAAAUUGAUUUAGAAAACAAUUAAAUAAAAUAAGAAAAUGAAAGUUUGAAGUUAAAAUUAAUAAAAAAAGAAUAAUAAUAUUUAGAAGAUGUUAAUUAAAUUAAAAAUAAUUAUUUUUAAAUGUAAAAAAAUGAGAUUGAUUCAAUUAAACAAAGUUCUUAAAAACAAAUUUCUGUUUUAGAAAGUGAAAUUAAAAAUUUAAAAGAAUUUUUAUCAGCCAAUAAUUCAGAAUAAUAAUAAUUAAUGAUUGAUAGAUUAAGAUAGAGAGAAUAUUAUGAAAUAGAAAAUUAAAAAUUGAAUAAUAUAAUUGAAGAUUAAAAUAAUAGAUUGUUAUCUUAAAGAUUAUAGUCUGAAACUCUUAAUGAUGAAUCAAUCAAAAAAAUCUAAGAGAUAUAAUUAUAAUGUCAGUUAUUACUUGAAGAGACUAACUAGAAAAUGGAAUAAAUAAAUAGAGAGAAUAUAUUUUUAAAAAAUUAAAUUAUACAAAAAGAUAAUGAGAUUAAUAAUUUUGAAAAUAUUUACAAGAAAUUAAAUAAUUAUGAAGAAAAUCUAUUAAAAUUAGAAGAAGAGAAUUCAAAUAUUUUACAUCAUUAUGAAUAGUAGGAUAGACAAAAACAAAAAGAAAAAGAAUAAUAUAUAUAUUAAUUAUAAAGAAACUUUGAAAAUCAAUUAAAGUAAUAUGAUUUUUAAUUAUAAAAUCUAAUUAAUGAAAAAUUACAAUAUAUGUAAAUGUUAGAGAUAAAAAAUUAAGAAUGCUCAGAUUUAAGUUUAGAAGUUAAAAAUUUAUAAUUGAAAUAAUAGAAUAUAAGAAUUGAUAAUGAAUUAUUAUACAGUAAAUUAAUAUCUUUAAGUAAUACUUAAGAAUCUAAUAGAAUAAUAAAUGAUCCACUCAAUAAUACAGUAUAAUUUAAGAGAAUGUCAGAAUAAAUAUCCCUUUUGUAAAAUGAAUUAAUGAUAAAAAAUAAAGAACUUACUUAGAUCAUAGAUAAAUAUUAAUAAUUAGAAUAAAUAGUUUGUAAAAAUCAGAUAAAGUAGGUUGAUUAAAGUUUGAAUGACUUAAUGAAGAAAUAAAUAAGAAAAAGCAGUCAAGUAUUAAACUAAUGA
Paramecium pentaurelia is the source of this 2082-nucleotide messenger RNA. The record is from the annotation of a GenBank genome assembly. NCBI's taxonomy places the organism in Eukaryota, Ciliophora, Oligohymenophorea, Peniculida, Parameciidae.